Molecule: messenger RNA, 891 nt
Organism: Rangifer tarandus platyrhynchus (Svalbard reindeer)
Lineage: Eukaryota; Metazoa; Chordata; Mammalia; Artiodactyla; Cervidae
Source: the annotation of a GenBank genome assembly
AUGCGGGAGGGGAGCAUGGGGCCUUCCGGGGAGGAGAGGCGUUUUGGGGAGGAGGGGGCGUUCCGGGGAGCAGGGGGCAUCCCAGGGAGGCGGGGCGCUCUGGGGAGCAGGGCAUCCCCUUCCUGGCCCCUGCCGUCAGCUCCUGCUCGGGAACCCGGCAGACACGCCAGGCACUGUGGAGGCGGCCGCAGCCUGGCCAGCACGCCCGGAGCUCAGACCAGACAGCUCUCGCCGGGGAAUACUAAUCAGCGGCGCUACAUCAAAGGCCUGCUGGUGCAACUCCGCAGGGGCAAGCAUCUCACGGCGUGUAAAAGGCAAGAGAAACCGUCCUUCCGUCUUGGUCUGGAGGAUGGUAGGGCUCGCCCCCGACCCCGAGCCUCUGAAGGAAGCAGGGACCCCCUCCGCUCGUCUUCCACAGCGCCCCCAGCCCCCCGCGGGUCAGGGAGACGAUGGGCCCAGCCUGAGGGCGCUCGCUCAGCGGACGCAGGACCCGAGUUCUGCUGCCCACACAGCAGACCCCGCAGGGGCGCGGGCCGAGCGCGGGACCCAGGCCGCCCGCCUGCCCCGGCCCUGGGGCCCGCGCCCGUGAGCCCCGGGCAGGGCUCCCCGCCCCCCUGCACUUGUCUCCCGGGGCAGGGCCCCCAGCCCAGCCCGGCGGCCGCAGACGCCUGUCCCGGCUUCUGGGAAGCCCUGGGCGUCCGUCCUGGGUGUGGAGGUCGGCGGGAGGCGGCCGUGGGACUAGCGCCGGCACACGCCGGCGGACGCGCGCCCAGGGUGCCGGACCCCGCGGGGCAGACGGCGGCUUCCGUCAACGCGGCCUCUGUGCCGGGCGGCGGCGAUGUUUGUCCGCCACGGAGAGCGCGCGUCCGCCCGACGCUCCGCGGCCACUAG